AUGAAUGCUAUUCCUGACUUUGGGGCUUCGAUUCCAAAUUUUUUUAAGUCUGCUUCGAUGGGUGAUAUCCCCGCAUUGGAUAUGGAAGCUUUGUUUAGAAUGGUUGUGCUCGGUCCAAGCUUUUCAGGAAAGAACAAUCUUUGUAUGUUUAUUCUCAAGCAUUCUCCUCACGUAUUUGCUCAUCUAACUAUCAUUGCUCAUAAUCCUCAUCAGGAGCUUUAUGAGUAUCUCCGGGAAAAGUUGGAAGGAUUCAUCACAUUUGCUGACCCAGAUAGCCCUCCUAAAGUAGAUCAGGUGCCAAUGAUAAACUACUUCAGAAGAAUAUCUUCUCUCAUUACUAUACACGUGGGGGACACUUUAACCCAAUGA
This is a messenger RNA of Phytophthora infestans T30-4, 369 nucleotides long. RefSeq lists its product as uncharacterized. The transcript has 2 exons. NCBI's taxonomy places the organism in Eukaryota, Oomycota, Peronosporomycetes, Peronosporales, Peronosporaceae. The record is from RefSeq and is a predicted model, not a curated record. The coding region runs from base 1 to 369 and encodes 122 amino acids.